Molecule: messenger RNA, 6389 nt
Organism: Dermacentor andersoni
Lineage: Eukaryota; Metazoa; Arthropoda; Arachnida; Ixodida; Ixodidae
Source: RefSeq, a predicted model, not a curated record
AGCCGUUGGUUUGAACACACACACAAAGACUUUUAAUCAAACUAAAAAGAGGCAUAAAGUAAAUAGAAGGAAACAGAAAGCAUGCCUAAAAUAAACACUCAAGCAGACAUUGCUGCAGGGAACAUAUAUAGGGCUUGCAUGAGGUUAACGGGUGAGCGAGUUCGGGCUUGCCACGAGGGCGGGGACGCGUCACAGUCUCGACGCGGCGACGCGGCGACAAGCUGGCGAAAGGAGUGGUGCCGGUCUCACCAUAGGUCGCGGUGUAGGCUGACCGACCGGGCGACCGGAGUGCGCCCGCUCUGGCUAGGCGAGGAAAAGCAGGCGGCUUGGUGGCGCGAGUAGACGGCGUCGGCGUUCUGGCCGGGCAGCUGGCGUAGAACUCGGGCCCGAAGCCCGACUGUUCUCGUCUCGCCCACGGGCGCAGAAGCUCACCGGCCUUGAGGAGCUGGCGGCCCGUUCAGGUAGACGGGCGACGCACAGGAACAGGUUGGCAGGAGGCCGCGGUCGGGUGAAGUCCUGGUGGCUCGGGUCCGGAACCCGACGGCCUGUCUUCAACGCCCGCUCCGGUGGUUGACCUCCUCCUGCCGUCGCUUCCUGGGACUCUCCUGGCGUCUCCCUUGCGUCUCCUCUGCGUCUCCUUGCGUAUCCUUGCGUGUCCUCUCUUCUGCCAGCGCACCACGCUUUUUCUUCUGUCUGGCCGAUUAGGCAUUCUCAGAUUGGCUGCCCGACGCCCCGUGGUCUUUUCUAAUUGGUUGCUUUUCUUCUUUUUGUUGUCUUUCAUGCGCCGCGCGUUCUCGUGCCGGACGCUCUUCGGCGUCGUUGUUUUCCUUCUUCCACCUCGGCGCGCGUGCACUCAGCGUCGUCUGCUCCUGACCGUCCCGAUCACCGCACCAUGUCGCGCACCACACAUCACAGCCCCAGUGCCCCUUCCCGUAUGUGUCUGACUAACUAAAGAUGAAAAGUGAAAGAAACGCAUAUUCAGGAAUCCUUGAGUUGACAGGUGUACCUGGCAGUCGUCCCUCGUGCUCCUAGUUUCGUGUGUAUGCGUUAUCUUUGUUUGUUUUCAUUCUAGUUGACUACUUAGCAACUCGCCCAGCACUCAGCCUUGUCGUCAGACUCACAUCGAAUAGGCCUGAAGAAGACGACUGUCGCGCCAGGCCGCGAGCACGAACAGUGACGAUUCCCUCCCUUUCCAAGACGAGAGCGUUCCCGGAAGUCUAUCAAUAUACAGCUCCCAUCAUAAGCAACAGCUUGAGCCUUCGUCCGCCGUUACGAGCAGCUUGUGAAGCUGACCACAAUUUACGUAGCGAACGUUUUGUUCGUUAUGUUUUCUCGUGUCUACCUGGACUCUCUUGGGUGAUCGACUUGGUCAAGCUCCAAUAGCUUGAGCGGGUCGGCUUAUUACCUGGUCAAGCCGGCGCUACCCGACGGACUCGGCAGCCCCUUUGCAAUAUAUCUCUAUUUAAAAAGUACCGUUUAUGAGACAGAGUUCAUGACUGUGCGCCAGGAGUUCAUCUCAACAGCUCAAUCGUGUCAGGCAGCGUACAAAGGCUAUCAUGUGGGGCAAAGUGGCGAGCACUUCGUGGCACGACUACCCCGUGUGGCUCACGUUCAUCAUUGUCUGGUUCGCGUCGCUCGAGUUCAGCUUCAUACCCGUCUUCGCGGUUACCCUGCUGGAGUGCACAAAGCUGAAAGCCAAGCAGAGCAUCGCUCCGCUGCCUGUGCGGGUACCGUCGAGCUGGGAGCAAGCCAUGAUCUACCGGCAGCAGAUUGCGGUCGAAGUCAUCGAUAACCGGAAGGUGCUCGAGAAACGGAGCACGCUAAUGGCAGCGUCACAAGUGGCACCCGGUCGACAGCCAUCUCACAAAACGCGCGACCCCAACACGUCCCCGAACUCGGAUACGGAGCACAUGGCGAGCGACGUGUACGUGGCGUCCGAUCGCUCAAAACGCGACGUCAAGUCGCCGAGCGACUGGCGCAACUUCUCCAUAAGCGACGAGUCUCCUCCGGCCAGAAAGUCCAAGAAGAGGCGAGCGUCGCGCAAGUCCGCCCACGAAACGGGAACGUUGCACCAGUCCCGAAAUUUGAGCUCGCUGCGCCGGUUAGCGAGGCGGGUUCAAGAGAAGCCAGCCAAGCCGACGAAGGGUAAGCCGGCCGCCUCUAUCGAAUCGACGCCGAGGUCUGUACUGGCAGAGGCCCCCAAGCCGCUUUACUUUCUUCCCCCCGUCGUCGCUCCCGCAGUAGCCGCCGUUCCGCCUCCAAAACCGGUGGACAAGAUCAUGCCCACGGCUGCAGAGCGCGACAAAGCCAGCGACGAAAGUGGCGACAGCUUCGAUGAGAUGGACUUCGUCGUCGACUCGGCGCCCCUGCCCAUUGUGUCCACUCCGGUACCCUUCACGGAUGCCAUCCUUCCAAUGCCGUCGGCCAAGCGGCUGCCGGUCAUCGUGAAGUCAUUUGAGGAUGAAGGCGACAAGCCGGAUUUCCUGCAGCGGUACCAGAACGCGGCGUCGGGCCCAGAACCAGCGUUCCGAGGGCGGCCCGCUAUACUGACGAGCGACUUGCCCGUCGCCAGGCACACUCCGCCGACGGCAUCUGCUACCCCUGCUGGAGCCGGUGCUACGACGUCUCUAGCGCACGGCGAGACCUCUCGCCCGCGCGUGCUACGAGCCGAAGCGGACGCAGUCACCGAGAUGCGAGCAGCCGGCCGGAUGGAAGAGCGUCAGGCGCCAUCGAUGCAGCCCGACGGGCGACGCACUCCCGUCAGGAGAGCCUCGCGCAAGCGAUCGAUGUCGCGAAGGUCAUCGAUGACCUCUCAGAAGCCGGGCAGCUUCGCCACCUCUGGCCAACGCGUGCCGCAGGUGCCACAGGUGACUACGCAGGCAUCCUCCUCGGUCGCCUCAGCAAAAGCGCCUUCUUCCGGUUCAGUCACCCCAGCCACUGGCGUUGCCACUACCGGAGGGGCUUCAGACACUGCUGGAGCAAGCGGCAAGAUUAAGCAGGCCGUGUACGAUGAACCAUCGCCCGCGCAACCAAGGCCUACCGGCAAGACGCUCCACAAGGCGGCAGCAGCAUCUGAAACCGCGAGGUCAACCGGAAAGCGCACAGAGGGCGUCGAGGAACAUCCUGGGAAGCACAAGCCAUCGUCGUCCCAGCCUCGACAAGAUGGGGCGAAAAGUGUCGAAAGUUCCAAGGCACAGCAUCUAGAUACUAGGACCGUGACCGCUGCCUCACAGCCGGAGGCUACCGACCACAGCAACCGAUCCGGUGGCAAGAUGGUCCGGUCGCUUCGCAAGCUCGCCGUCGGCCUCAGGCGCCGUUCACGUCGGCCGCCCCUCUCUCGCAAGAAUCUCGACUCGAAUCAGAGCAUCGAGGACGCAGCUACUGCCAGGGCCGCCGACGUUUCGGCAGUGUCCGCCGAAAACGCCGCUCCGGAACCGGGUAACUCGGUUUCGCCGUUCGUGGCUUCCGUGGCCGGAACGUCGCCGACGCAGUUCACCAAUCGCCAAGCGCUAGAGUUGGAAGCCGCGACAGGACUCUUUCAGCAGUGGGAGAGAGCAACUGCCUCUGGACAGCGGGCUAUCGCGGAUCCUCCACCGGCCGUCGUCGUGCACAAGCCAACCUCACAGAUGCCGGCCAUGACGACGUCCAGCGGGACGUCCAGCGGGACGCCCCAUUCGUCGUCGCCCGCCAAGGAAAGCGAGCGCGGUCCCACCGCUGCUGCGGCUGGCGUCGAGGCAAAGGCCGCGGGGCCCUGCGACGCUGCUCCUUCCGCAGCCGUCCAGAGUCUCAAGGAAUCGCGGGACGCUUCCGGGAGGACCAGUGCUCUGCGGAAACGCCGUUCCCGUCGCUGGAAAAAGGGGCGGAAAACGAGCGACGAACGGGGUGACCCCGAAUCAGAAGGCCACCAGUGAUUGAUUGGUGGCACCAGCCUCCGAGAUCUUUGUCGCUUGCGGCGUUCAGCGCCCGUUCCCAGAGACCAUACGCCAGCGUAUUCCGGUUUCGGGAACGCGCUCCACGAGGCUCCCGUCGCCGCGCCAUAGCAGUGCCCGUAAGGCUUUCUUUCAGGCAAAGACCCAAGAAGCUGGAAAUGAGGGAAAACUCGUGCAUUCCUGGAGGGGCUACAUUCCCGAGCACCGCUGUGUUUCGAUCCGAGUGUUGUUGUUGUUCUUAGGGGCGCAUUCAGAUCUUGGCAAGCGCGCAAUGGAUGCUCUCGAAUACACGAGUAGUUGUGCGUCCCUCUUACCCCGCCGCUAUUUCUGUCGCUUGUACAGGACACUACUGCAGCGAUCCUCAAAGCGAGCUAAACUGUGUUCAUGAACUGUGCAUCACGAGUUGUCAUGUGGAUCUGAAGCAGAGGCCAGUAACGCGCUUCCGUAUCUGUAGGCGCGUCGAAGGCAUUGCUAGAUUAACUGUGCCUAGUAGGUACUUUAAAUUAUUUCUGAUAUACCUAAGAGCAUUCAAAUUCACAACGGCAGCUUCAUCUUUGCAGGUGUAUGGCCUGCAAUUCGAUAUUUGUGCGGAAUACGGGACUUCGAAGAACAUGCGCCAAGAAAUGUCUCAUUUUGCACACUUUCGCUCAAUCAUUGGCUGCCUCAUUAUGGUCUGCAUCAUCCUGUGCUUCUACAUACAGCGUCUUCAUUUAUUUUGUCACCCUGCUUCUUCGCACUCUGUCCUUUUCCUCGAGCAUUUGAGCAUCUCUGAGCACGUAAUGCAUAGAUAACGCGAUGUUCCGGCCGAAACUGUUCCCUUUUCAAGUGAACUUCAUUAUAAACUGCAAAUUCGGCUAAGUGCCGCACAUUACUUAGGUAGGCUUGAUUCGUAAGCCGUCGUUUAUGAGUACUCGUAUGGGCACAUUGACGAAGAUGUGGUCAAGAAUGUUUUCUUCUUAUAUUUCAAUUUACGUAUUCAAGUAAAAUUGGUCAUGCGCACGUGCGUGCUCGUGCACAGUAAGUAUCUGCAGAGUUUUCUGCUUUUCGGGCACAGUUAGCGGCAAUUUGAAGACGCUGAAUAUCGAGCGUACAGCGUUACUCCCAUUAAAAUGCACACGCCAGAGAGACUGACGCCAUGGUUGAGAUUCAACGAGUCAUUCCGUGGGCCGUGCAUUCAAAUGGGUGUUCUGCCAUAAAUAUGUGCCUAAAUUGUGAACGAGCUGCAAACAAAACAAAAGGUCGCAGGAAGAUGGAGAUAUUAUUGAACAGGGACAACAAGCACAACCUCGCCGUGGAGUUCCGACAAAGCUACGUCGGCUUAUCGGCCACCUUUUAGCUGCAACUGUUUUGAAACUGACCUUGGGCUGAGGUCACAUUCCUGUGUUCACCAACUGGUCGAAAAGCCUCCCAAGGAUACGCCAAACUCAUUGUUCAUUAAAGAUUUUCGUCCACCCGGCUACAGCACAGCACGCGCGAGCUGGGGGAUUAGGUGCGCAAAGUCAUCUCAAUUGCUCCGAGCUGCAAAGAAAACACAUGUGGUUCUCACUAAAAAAGUUUUCUAUUUGAAAAAUUUGUCCCAGUCCUGGAAUCGAACGCGGGGCCAACGCCUUUCCGACCCGGCCGUGUUGCUGUUUCACAUAACCAGGCGGUUAUCAGAUCUUAUAGCGAGGCUCAGUCGAUAAUUCGAAGCGAGGGGACACUGACACCAGUAUUCUACAACGUUUGGGCACCCUUCAAGAGCGGUAGCCAUGGUGCUUGAUGGUCAUCCACAGCAAUCCUUGAAAAGUAUUCAGUCAAGGAGCGGCACUGUGCUCAACUUGGUGGCAUAAAAGAAGAGCUUCGGGCCAAGGGUCAUUUGAGGAUGUAGGUGUGGAUGUGAGAAAUCAGUUCUGUGGCAGCUCACAGAGCAGAUCUGUUCUACGGGCCACGAGGAUGUUUCCUUUCGUGAUCCGCCUUGCGGGCUUCCCAAAAACUAAUUUGCCAAACGAGUAGUUGCAGCCACAUAUAGAACGCAUAAAUGCGCAGCGUUCAGCGCCGACUAGCGUCCCAAGAUGUGCGCAUGUGUUAACGCCUACUGUUAGUACCAAUGCCUCACGCAGAAUUGCAUACGACACAAAUUGUGUCGAUCCAACGCACUGCAGGAAUCGACUUGACUUUAUGCGAAGGCAGCGAGCAGACCAUCCGGCAUCGUUCGGUGUUCUAUAGGCACUUACCAAACGGACUAACAUAUUUGUGUAAGACUUGACAACUUUGUGUGACACGAGCAUGUGCAUUUCGACAGCAGCAAGGUGCCGACGACUGUGAUGACGAUAUUACUACAGCGGCGGCAUGACGACUGAUUUGCUGCUCCCCGUUGGGGAAAUGUUAGGGUGUUUUAACGCACAGGUCCCGACAUUACACUCCUCCAAUUUUUAAUGCAUUGUUUCGGUCACAAGCUAUGCACGACACAUAUAAAAAAUA